CUAUGAUCAAAAAGACUUGGGUACGAGUCGAGUACAGUCGACUACUAAAGUUGAUCGUAGUUCUUUUGCUUUUUCGUUCACGUCGCAGAUGAUUUGAUUGUCUUGGGAAUUUGUGGCAUAGAGCGAAGAUGAAAGCUGUAUAAUCCUUGUGGAGUACUAGUACAUCAGUUACAGUUUGUCGCUUGCUUGUCGCCGUGUGCGGUGGUGCAGGUCAAGUAGUGUUUGUUUGUUACUUUUUCCACCAGUAGGACAAUUACUAGCUGGCCGUCUUGGACGACUAAAAUGGCACACAUUAGGUUUUGGGCGUUGGCCUUCAUUGCCUUGAGCAUUUCUGCCACAUGCUCGGGAUUCAGUCUGCCAUGCGAUAUGUGUGAAGGCGUGUUAAAAUUAAUUCACGAAGGAGGCGAGCACAAUUCCAGCGAGAAAUUUGUUGUGGAUGCAGUUGAGGUGAUAUGCGUCUUGUCGGGGCUAUCAACGCACCGGAUAUGCCGUGCUGGUGUCGAGGAGUUCUACCCGUCUCUCAGAGCUGUCAUGCGCCGUACUCGUCUGGACAGCAAGGCGAUUUGCUCGGAAAUCCUUGACAAGUCGUGCGGUAGCACAUUCACAUCGAACUGGACUGUGAAUAUCCCUCCGGGUCGAACAGCGUACGUUCCUCCUCAGUUACCCAAAACAGGCUCGCCAGUUGUGCGCGUCCUACAUUUAGCUGAUCCACACAUUGAUCAUCACUAUGCUCCAGGUUCUGCUGUAGAUUGUGGUGAGCCCCAGUGCUGCCGUGCGUGGCUCGGCAAGGGAAACGCCGGCAAGUGGGGAGAGCCGGAAUGCGACGUGCCGCAAGCUCUUGUUGAGAAUAUGCUGCAGCACAUAAAUCGAGCAGACAAGUUUGACUACACAAUCUGGACAGGUGACAUUCCUCCCCAUGACGUAUGGAAUCAGACCAAAGACGGCCAAAUAUCGAUGAUUGUGUCGAUAACCAAGCUAAUCCAGCAGUACCUGCCGGAUAGGCCAGUCUAUCCGGCUGUGGGUAACCAUGAAAGUGUGCCUGUCAAUGUGUUUGCCCCCGAGUCGGAGAAAGGAGAGUUCUCGUCACAGUGGUUAUACAAUACCCUUGCCGAGACCUGGAAGGACUGGCUCCCGGCAAGCGCACUGGACACCGUUCGCCACGGUGGCUUCUACUCACUGCUGCACUCCGCAGACCUGCGGAUCAUUUCAAUGAACUUCAACUUCUGUGGGGUUCUGAAUUUCUGGUUAUACGUGGAGGAUCGAGACCCGUACGGUCAGUUAGAGUGGCUGGUUGGCGAGCUGGAACAAGCGGAGAAACGUGGAGAGAAAGUGCACAUCAUCGGUCACAUUCCACCGGGUGGCUUUAGCUGCAUGAGAAGCUGGAGCAAGGUGUACAACUUGAUUAUCCGCCGUUUCCAGAACACAGUGAAAGCACAGUUCUAUGGUCACACGCACAAGGAUGAGAUGGAAGUAUUCUUCACCGAGGACGAUCCCAAGAUAGCCCAGCCCAAUAGCAUUGCGUACAUUGCCCCGAGUGUGACUACGUACACCGGCCACUUCCCAACGUAUCGUAUUUAUGACGUUGAUGGCGGCUAUGCCAAUAGUAGCUGGACAGUGCUUGACCAUCACAACUACAUGUGUAACCUGACGGAGGCCAACAUAUCCAACGAGCCCAAAUGGGAACUGGAGUACAGUGCCCGCGAGGCGUACGGUAUGAAGUCGGUGUUCCCGCGCGACUGGCUUGAGUUUGCCAGGCGACUGACUUUGGACGAUGAUCUAUUCAGCCUGUACGUCAAACACUAUACGCAUGGUCCAAAGCCAAUUCCCUGUGACUCCAAGUGCAGACAGAAGUUUAUAUGCAAAAUUCUAACGUCUUCAUACGGCGACUAUAGCCACUGUUUCAUUUGAAGUUGUUCAAACCUCCCU
This is a messenger RNA of Sycon ciliatum, 1926 nucleotides long. RefSeq names its product sphingomyelin phosphodiesterase-like. The transcript has a single exon. Gene Ontology annotation, molecular function: sphingomyelin phosphodiesterase activity. Gene Ontology annotation, biological process: sphingomyelin catabolic process. The record is from RefSeq and is a predicted model, not a curated record. Lineage: Eukaryota; Metazoa; Porifera; Calcarea; Leucosolenida; Sycettidae. Bases 283 to 1908 code for a protein of 541 amino acids.